AGCUGUAUUCUGCCGAGGGAAGGGCAUCUUCGACUGUCGGGUCAACGUGCUGGGGCACCUCCAGCAGGGAGGUGCACCAACACCCUUCGACAGAAACUGUGGCACCAAGCUGGGUGUGAAGGCUGUGCAGUGGCUCACAGAGAAGAUGAUCAACAACUUCAGACAAGGUCGUGUGUUCGUCAACAGCCCAGACACAGCAUCUGUCAUUGGCUUCAGUAAGAAGGUCCUGUCCUUCAUCCCUGUGACUGAACUUAAGGCACAGACUGACUUUGAGCACCGGAUGCCCAAGGUCCAGUGGUGGCAGAACCUGCAUCAGAUUCUGAAGAUGUUGGCCAAGCACCAGACCAGCUUCAGCGAGAUACGUCCCUGGAGAGAUAGAACAUGUGACCCGACGUUCUCUCAGCAUAGACACUGGCUUCUAGAACACAUACUAACCCUGGACUGUAGACACCGGCUUCUAGAACACAUACUAACCCUGGACUGUAGACACCGGCUUCUAGAACACAUACUAACCCUGGACUGUAGACACCGGCUUCUAGAACACAUACUAACCCUGGACUGUAGACACUGGCUUCUAGAACACAUACUAACCCUGGACUGUAGACACCGGCUUCUAGAACACAUACUAACCCUGGACUGUAGACACCGGCUUCUAGAACACAUACUAACCCUGGACUGUAGACACCGGCUUCUAGAACACAUACUAACCCUGGACUGUAGACACCGGCUUCUAAACACUGGGCUCCAACCCUGGAAUGUCACUCCCAACUUGUUUGUCUUCCCUGUUUAUCUAAAGAGGGGUCCUUAUAUCUGUACUGUGUCUGAGACUACCUAGACAUCAGGCCCUUAUAUCUGUACUGUGUCUGAGACUACCUAGACAUCAGGCCCUUAUAUCUGUACUGUGUCUGAGACUACCGAGACAUCAGGCCCUUAUGUCUGGAGAGUGUCUGAGACUACCGAGACAUCAGGCCCUUAUAUCUGUACUGUGUCUGAGACUACCGAGACAUCAGGCCCUUAUAGCUGUACUGUGUCUGAGACUACCGAGACAUCAGGCCCUUAUAUCUGGAGAGUGUCUGAGACUACCUAGACAUCAGGCCCUUAUAUCUGUACUGUGUCUGAGACUACCGAGACAUCAGG
Molecule: messenger RNA, 1137 nt
Organism: Oncorhynchus masou masou (cherry salmon)
Lineage: Eukaryota; Metazoa; Chordata; Actinopteri; Salmoniformes; Salmonidae
Exons: 4
Coding region: 146-835 (229 amino acids)
Biological process (GO): fructose 1,6-bisphosphate metabolic process; canonical glycolysis; fructose 6-phosphate metabolic process
Cellular component (GO): membrane; 6-phosphofructokinase complex
Molecular function (GO): monosaccharide binding; AMP binding; identical protein binding
Source: RefSeq, a predicted model, not a curated record